Molecule: messenger RNA, 1662 nt
Organism: Octodon degus (degu)
Lineage: Eukaryota; Metazoa; Chordata; Mammalia; Rodentia; Octodontidae
Gene: Pih1d2
Product: PIH1 domain containing 2
Exons: 2
Coding region: 530-1477 (315 amino acids)
Biological process (GO): rRNA processing; box C/D snoRNP assembly
Cellular component (GO): ribonucleoprotein complex; R2TP complex; cytoplasm
Source: RefSeq, a predicted model, not a curated record
UCAAGUGGAAGUCAGAGAAAAUACUGCCAUCUCGUCACCGGGAUCCCCGCCCCACAGCGGCCUCGGAGCUCGCGGUAACCUGCCCGCCAAACGCCCGCCCCACACAGACACACACAAACACACCCAUACCGUGCGCCGCAGCCUCGCGUGGCGGGGGUGGGGAGGAAGCGCUCUGAGAGAAAAAGGAGGCGGCUUCCCUUCAGACCGGAAGUCGUGCUCCCCCGAAAGUCUUCCCGCCCUCGGGCGACCUGGGGGCCGUCCAGGGAGAGUGUCCUGCACACUUCUGAAGUGCUCGGGCGCGGAGAGGAAGCCGGCGCUUUCCAGGACUGAAGUCGGUCGGGUUCCGCCGAGAAGCGAGCCCGUCACUCGAGGAGGAAAAUUCCGGAACUGGAUGUGAGCUGACUUCUCCGCGUGGAGCUUCUCGGAGCCAAUUAAAUGUUGUACCCAGUCUGGUUACCCGGGUAACAGACGUCGCCGUUCGUCUGGGACCGGAAAGAAGAGGUUUCAGAGGCGUAGUUCAUCAUCAGUUAUGGCGACAUCCUCAAAGGGUCUGCUCACCCAGAUUACUCAGUUCUGGAACCUCCUAGAUGAUCUGGCUGAAAGUGACCCAGAGGGCUAUAAAAAUUUCAUUCAACAGGAGCUGGAAGAGGGGAAACAGCUCUGUGCUGGCCCAGAGCCAGAGCUCUGUGUGCAGACCAGGAUUGUGAAGCCAAAAGAAAAAAUACUUUUUAUCAACUUGUGUCAGUGGAAGAGGAUUCCCACUCUCCAGUCAAGCAUGUAUCCAGUACCUCUAAGGAUGGGCAGGCCAGAAGACAUCUCUGAGGCAUCAGAUGAGUACACAGUAAUCAGUGCUGCCUACAAUCCCGAAGUCCUUCAGGCAAUAGAAAAGGACCAAGUGAAAAAAGAUCAGUUAAUAAAGAUGACUAUGAAUUGCAUUGAGGAACAAUUCCAGCUCACUCUCUCACACUCUUACCAUAUUACCAAAUUUAAAAUAAAAGGAAGCAUUCAAAGAAUGAAACAAAACCUGAUGGAAAUCCAAGCUGAUGUCACAGAUUUAAGACAGAAAAUAAGAAAGGAACACACUCUUGAACAGUUAAGAAACAGCACUGUGAACAAUUCAGAUAAUUUUCCUCAACUGUUACUGCCAAAAGACCAAGUUUCAGGCAAAGCAGGAUGUCUGAUAGAAGAGAUUUCUCGUACUGAAAUCCAAGUAGAGAGGAAGAUACCACUCUAUGACUUAAAAUUUUUGAAGGAUCACAAUGAAAAACCUAUGAAAAUUGAAUUGAAAGUUGACUUACCUGGUAUUAAUGAAGCCUCUCUCUGUGACCUUAGUGUUUCUGAGGAUGACUUAUUGAUUGAGGUCUCUGAGAAGUACAGACUGCAUCUGAAUCUUCCAGAAUCUGUCAAUACUGAAAUGACUACAGCAAAAUUUAUCAAGGAGAAAUCUUCAUUAAUCAUCACAAUGCCACUGAUAUAAAACAAUGUCUGAUUUUGGGUUUUCAGUGUCACAAGUCAUGUAAAUUACAUAACUUGUUAUAGGUAAAGAGUACCUUAUCUUAAACAUUCUUUGUCUUCUAAGAGUUCUUUUUAAUGGAGUGACAUUUUCCCUUCCCCUGUUAUAUUUUUGUCUUUUCCUUCUCAAAUAAACUUGGCACCAAUCAG